AGAACAAAAAUAGGCAGAACAAGCAAACGCAAACCGAGAAACCGAAAGACGUCUUGGACUUGAUCCAAAUCCAAAUUUGUUAUUUUUCCAAAUCAUUCUUUGCGACUGUUUAGUAGAAUUCACAGAAACUUAUUCAACUGACAGGUUUUCACAGUAUAUUGGUCGUCAUCCACAACUUAAUCACUAUGAUCUCAUUCUGUGUACAGUCCAAUGUUUUAUCCAUCUUUAUUGUUUCGGUGCUAUGGAUUCACUGUAUUCAUGCAUUUUACGUUCCUGGAGUGGCACCAGUAGAAUUCAAGCGCGGAGAUCGCAUAGAAGUGAAAGCUGUGAAAAUGACAAGUGUACACACUCAACUUCCUUAUGAUUAUUACUCACUUCCUUUUUGUGAACCAAAGAAUGGUUCUUUACACUACAAAUCUGAGAAUUUAGGUGAAGUUCUUCGAGGAGACAGGAUUGUGAAUACUCCAUAUGAAAUUCAAAUGGCGGAAAAUGUAACUUGUCGACUAUUGUGUAAUUCCCAUGAUCGUCCAAUCAAUUGGCGAGAAAGUGAAUCACAAACAGUUAUAAGCCGUAUAGAACAUGAGUAUAAUGUUCACUUGAUUGUUGACAACCUUCCAUGUGCAACAAAAAUUGUGGAUGUGGUCACCAAAGAUGUUCAAUAUCGUCCAGGAUAUCAACUUGGCUACCAGGCUGACAAUGAAGGUUCAAAUAGACCAGCCUACAUUAACAAUCACCUCAAACUUAUUCUGUAUCACCACUCACACACUGGAGACACAUAUAGGGUUGUUGGAUUCGAAGUUGAACCUCAAAGUGUGAGCUAUGAUGAUAUUAGAUUUAAAGGAGACUCCUGCCAAUUCCCAGAGUCAGCAGGAGGCCAAAUGGUAAAUCGUAAUGGUGGUACAACCUUGUAUUUCACUUACUCUGUCGAAUGGCGCCCAUCUGAAGUUUCAUGGGCCUCUCGCUGGGACAUUUACCUUGGUAUGAGUGACGUUAAAAUUCAUUGGUUCUCCAUUAUCAACUCAUUGAUGGUUGUAUUUUUCUUAUUUGGAAUUAUGGCUAUGAUUAUGGUGAGAGCUCUUCGACGGGACAUCGCGAAGUACAAUACUUAUGAAGCCCUGGAGGAGGCUAUUGAGGAAACAGGGUGGAAGCUUGUUCAUGGAGAUGUGUUCAGACCACCAAGGCAUCCACGUCUCUUUGCAGCUGUAAUAGGUUCUGGGAUUCAGAUAUUUUUCAUGGCUCUAUAUACCAUAGUAUUUGCUACUCUUGGCAUGCUUUCUCCUGCAUCACGAGGAGCUCUCAUGAAUGCUGCAAUUUCCCUGUACAUCCUAAAGGGACUUAUAGCAGGUUAUUACUCGGCAAGAGUCUACAAGACCUUGAAGGGAAGGGAAUGGAAAAGAGCUGCCUUUCUGACUGCUACUUUGUAUCCAGGCAUUGUGUUUGGUACUUGCUUCUUCUUGAACUUCUUUGUGUGGGGAAAGCACUCCAGCAGUGCUGUUCCAUUUGGAACUAUGGUUUGGCUAAUGUUCCUUUGGUUUGGAAUAAGUCUUCCUCUGGUCUACUGUGGUUAUUACUUUGGUUACCGUAAACAACCAUACCAGCACCCAGUUAGAACCAACCAGAUACCACGCCAAGUACCGGACCAGUUGUGGUACAUGAAUCCAAUUAUCUGCUCAUUGUUGGCUGGCGUUUUGCCAUUUGGUGCUGUGUUUAUUGAGCUGUUUUUCAUUUUCACUGCAAUUUGGGAAAACCAGUUCUACUACAUGUUUGGAUUCCUUUUUUUGGUUUUCAUAAUUUUAUUUGUAUCAGUGUCUCAGAUCUCAAUUGUCAUGGUUUAUUUCCAACUAUGUGGCGAGGAUUAUCGCUGGUGGUGGAGAUCUCUUGCUGUGUCCGGUGGAUCAGCCAUUUAUGUCUUUGGCUAUGCAGUAUUUUAUUUCUUUACAAAUUUAGAUAUAACAGAAUUCACCCCUACCCUUUUAUACUUCGGUUACACUGCUCUUAUGGUAAUUACCUUCUGGUUUCUGACUGGAACAAUUGGUUUCUUUGCGGCUUAUUUCUUUAUCAGAAAGAUAUAUGGAGCCGUCAAAAUUGAUUAGGGAGGGUAGCACAAGAAGUAAAUUGUUGUCUACUUUACUAACAUACCAAAUAUGUUCUACAUUUUGAAAUAGGAUGUGUGGGGUCAGCUUUUUUAAAAGGAAAAAGAAAAGAAAAAAAAAAAGCUGUGUGGUGCUUUAUUUAAUAUGUAAAUAGUGUAUUUAUGGAAGUAUAUUUAUGUAGCAUAGUUGAAUGUAAAUUUUACAGACACAUGAUACAUCAUCAGAGUUAGUCCAGAAGAACUGUUUUCUUUGCAUUGGGGCCUACUAUAUUUUAGGCACAACAGAGAAGAGUGUGGUGUUUUAAUAACAAAACUCUGCCUAACAUCUCUUUGAUCUCUGUGAUAUAUAGGCAUUUAGCCAACUAUAUUGUAAGUUUAGGGCUGAAGGGGAUGAUCAGAGUCAUUCUCUAGGUACAGUAAUUAAAGCAUGGAUAAAAUGAUUAACAUCAAUACUCUUGCAAUGUUUGCAGGAAUGAGAUUUUAAUAGAUAUUAAAAUACAGAGCUAAUUUAAUUUAAAUUGUUUUGUCUAUAUGUUUUAUUAUGUUCAUUAUUUUGUAGUUUUUCACUUUAUUUUUAAAUAUCCAAGAGAUGAGAUCAGCAUUGUUAGGUCUUUAAUUAUUGUUUGAACUCGGUAUGACCUGAAGGUAAAAGAAGAUGCACUGAGAACUUUGUUUGAAAUUUGAACUUUGGCAUACAUGAAUUGAUUUUUUCUCAGCAGAAAAUGUGAUUUAAGAAUUUAGUGAAAUAGGCAGACAAAAUGAGGUUGAGCCAAAACUAAAACUUGAAGUAUUUUUGGUGUUUUCUGUCAGUCAAAUCUUUUGUGAGCACACUUGAUAUCAGUAGUAUGUUAUAUUUUCGUUGGUAUCUUGUAUCUUGAAUUCUCCCUGUACUUUCGGACAAUAAUGAAAUGAAAUAAGCAAAUUAUCACAUAAUAUUUUAUUUUCAAAGAGGUCACUUAUGAAUGGACAUUGUGCCAUUGGAUAAAUUUAAUUCUGUCCAUGUGUGACAUACCUUUAUUAACAGAAUGAUCGCAACGUUCUUUCUAAUAAAGUUUUGUCUAUAAAUUAAA
This is a messenger RNA of Frankliniella occidentalis (western flower thrips), 3162 nucleotides long. It is a transcript of the gene TM9SF4, whose product is annotated as transmembrane 9 superfamily member 4. The transcript has 10 exons. Gene Ontology annotation, cellular component: membrane. Bases 186 to 2093 code for a protein of 635 amino acids. Gene Ontology annotation, biological process: protein localization to membrane. NCBI's taxonomy places the organism in Eukaryota, Metazoa, Arthropoda, Insecta, Thysanoptera, Thripidae. The record is from RefSeq and is a predicted model, not a curated record.